AUGAAAACUUCUUCUUGCCUCUCAUCUUCUCUUUCGACAACAUCGGCGACGACGAUGACAGCAACAACAACAACAACUGCUGGUGUAACUGCACCAGUGUCAACUACUCACUCAGGUCAAAUAAAUAGUAUUAUUCAUUCCCAUAUUACUAAUAACUGUAGUAGUAGUAAUAUUGAUCCGCAUAUUACUACUCCUGUACAUAUAGAUAAAUCUCAGAGAAUUGAUAAAUUACAUUCUGAUACAUUGAAGCAUAAUGCCAGUAACACGAAUGAUGCUGAGGAUAAAAGCAGCACUGGUACACCAGGACUGUCAACUACAACGAUUUCCUAUGACACUACUUGUAAAUCUUCCAUAGGUGGUUUUAAUAAUAAGGAUCAAGAAAAGCGGUUAGAGAUGUCUAAUGUUAUGGUAUGCGAUCCAACAAAACUUUGUGCAAAAUGCAGGGAAAAUGUCUACUUACUUAGUGAAGAUUUUAAACAGUUGCUUUUAUCGACAAAGAAUCAGAUAGAUAGUCAAGUGAACAGUGGUAUCAGUGGAAGCAAUAGUAAGACAAAUGAAUAUAUUGGAAAGGUUAAUAAUACUAGCGAAAGUGGUGAUACUGGUGAUACAUCAAACAAAGUUAAAGAAAUUGAAUUAACUAUUGAAAAAUAUGAACAACACAUGAAAUAUUUAUAUGAUCAUAUUCAUAACACUAAAGAAAAGUGUUGUCAAACUGUUACAAGCAAUGUUAUUCGACCAUCACAUAAUGAUAUCAACACAUUUCAUGUUGAUGAUGAUAUUGACUACGAAGAAAGAGCAAAUGAUGUGAAUCAAGUCUACGAAGGUGGAAAACUUAUGAUUAUUAAGAAAGACAUUAAUCAACACUCGAAUUGUUAUUCUAUGAAUCGUCUAAUGAAAGACAAUAUGAUCAAUCAUAAUGGAGAUGAUAUUGAUGAGGAGAAAAGAAUUAUUACAAUUUAUAGAAAAUUGCAUAAUCUACGUUGUCAGAUAGAGUCCUUUUCAUACUUGAGUUGGCUUGGGUUGACAUCUGAACCUCCUACGAAUAGAGUUCUGGUCCCUGGAUCAAAUGCACCAGCUCCAAAUCCACAAAUGCAUUUGAUACGUCGGUCAGAUGCAGAUAGUCGAAGGAAUAUUCAAGAAUUUAGGCGUUUAUGUAAAGAACCUGUUUCUCAAGAAGAUUUACUUGAAUUACGCUCAUCUACAUUUAAUAAUUGGUCAAGGACAGAUGCACAAUUAAUGCGUUUAGUACGUGAAAUGUUCAAAGAACUUGGAUUUAUUGAUCAUUAUAAAUUACAAUAUCAUCGUUUAGAUCUAUGGCUAAGUGAUAUUUAUCGAAGAUAUAAUCGUAUACCAUUUCAUAAUUAUAAACACGCAUUUAUGGUUACACAAAUGUGUUACGUUCUACUCUGGGGUGGAAAACUUACCAAACUACUCGAUAUCGAUGAUCAACUCACUUUGAUUAUGUCGGCCAUCUGUCAUGAUUUAGAUCAUCCAGGAUUCAAUAAUGCUUAUCAGAUCAAUGCUGGAACUGUAUUAGCUAUGCGAUAUAACGAUCAAAGUCCAUUGGAAAAUCAUCAUUCAGCUGUGGCAUUCGACUUAUUAAGUCAUGCAGAAGUUGAUCCUUUUGCCCAUCUUCCACUUAAUGUCCGUCAACGGAUUCGUAAAGGAAUGAUAAGAUGUAUUUUAGCAACAGACAUGUCACGUCACAAUGAAAUACUCGAUGAAUUCAAUCGUCUUGUUGUAAGUGAUCUACAAGCUGCCUGGGAAAUUGAUGCCAGCAGUAAAAAACCCGCUUGGGUUACAAAUAAAACACAUAAAGAUCUUGUUAUGAUGAUAAUCUUGAAAAUAUCUGACAUUUCAAAUGAAGCACGUCCUCUUAGUGUUGCUGGUCCAUGGAUAAAUCGACUAUUGGCGGAAUUCUUUAAUCAGAGUGAUUAUGAAAAACUCGUUGGUCUUCCAGUUGCACCAUUUAUGGAUCGUCAUAAAGUAACUAAAUCUGCUAGUCAAUGUGGUUUCAUCCGUUUUGUUAUUCUGCCACUAUUUGAGUCUCUAGCAAAGUUAUUACCAGAAGUUAAGGUCAUCGAGGUGUACGUCGGUAAUUCCCGUUUGGCCCCGAAGAUGAACAAUAGGGCAGAUAUCCAAAUUAUAUCUGUUGACGGUAGCAAGUUGGAGGGAGGUGGUCAGAUUCUGCGUAGUGCUGUAGCAAUAUCAGCGAUAACAGGAAGACCCGUGGAAGUAUGUAACAUACGAGCUGGUCGGAAUAAUCCGGGCUUAAGCAACCAACAUUUGGCUGCUUUGGAAAUUUCAGCGAAGGUUUGUUCAGGUAGCCUGACGUCUUGUGCACUUGGAUCAACGAAAAUAGCCUUGACUCCUGGUCAGAUUACUCCAGGCAGUUACGAAGCUGAUGCAAAGACAGCAGGAUCAGUGUCGCUGAUGCUCCAGGCUGUUGGACCUAUCUUGGCUUUCGCUUCUGGCCCAAGCGAAGUUAUAUUACGUGGGGGUACUGAUGCUUCCUUCGCACCUCCGAUAGACUUCAUGAAAAAGGUGACGUCGAAUUACUUCAAGCGAAUGGGAUUGAAUUAUGAGCUGCAAGUCAUUAGACGAGGAUUUUAUCCACAAGGUGGUGGUAUUGUGAAGGUUUUGAUUUCACCUGUACAGGGAUCACUUACUGCCAUAUCACUUCUGGAAAUGGGAAGUGUACAGUCAAUAUCUGGAUAUUCGUUUGUAGCAGGAAAAGUUCCUGAGAGGGUUGCACACGAAAUGAAAACCGAAGCAUCUCGUUGUAUUGGAAACCUCUUUCCCAAGUGUUCUGUAGAUAUUCAUUCCUUUCGGGAAAGUGAUGAUCGUUGCCAGGGCAAUGUUGCUACAUUUAUGUAUAUGUUGCAUACUUCAACGGAUUGUAUUUUGGCUGUCUCUGGAAUCAGUGCUCCUCGAGGUCCAUCUCACAAGCAGUUAGUAUCUGAAGCUUUCGAAUCAUUGUACAAAUACGUGGAGAUUGGAGCGUGUUGUGAUGAGCAUAUUCAGGAUCAGCUCAUCAUUCCAAUGGCAUUGGCUAAGGGGAAGUCACAAAUACGGACUGGACCAUUGACAAUGCAUACUAAAACUGUGAUUUAUGUUGCUGAACUUAUGCUUGGUGUGAAAUUCGAAAUUCAAGAAUUGGGAAAUGGAUCGGCGAUCAUAUCGUGUGAAGGAAUUGGAUAUACACGGGCAAACGUUGUAAAAUAA
Messenger RNA from Trichobilharzia szidati, 3225 nucleotides. The record is from the annotation of a GenBank genome assembly. Lineage: Eukaryota; Metazoa; Platyhelminthes; Trematoda; Strigeidida; Schistosomatidae.